GAAUUUAACAAUUUUACGAAUCACGAAGCGUAAUUCAUCGCGUCUUUUAAUAUACAAAUAUUUUAAGAGGAUUGCUAGAGAAUUCGAGUUGUAUUUCAUUUGACGUGAACAGGAGCCGCAAGAAUAUCUUAAGCUACAUGCCUCGAGAAUGUAGACUAGUCACGAAGAGUCCGAACAAAAAUAAAUUGAACAAAGGCAUUUAUUACUCCGCAGCGGAAAGUAAAAAUGCGCAUAUCACACAUCCCACAUUACUGCUCUCUAUACGUAUGAGCAACCCACACAGACACGGACGCACGCGCGCGACGUUCCACAGUGACCGAACGAGAGUGGGGUGGUUAAGUAUGUUUAGUAACGCCUGUCAAUUGCAUCAGCUGUUCGAUUUUUAAGGUUAUGUCCCGUGUAAUAUAAUUGAUAAUUUAUAGUAUUUAUCGAUGUUUCAAGCAGGAUAUGUCGUCGAAAUUCGAAAAGGGAGGUAAACAUAUGCUGUUUGAGCUGAAAAAACACGUGAAAGCCAAUUCGGAAGUCAACAUACUAUCAUGUUUAACGCGACUCAAAGAGGAUACGCAAUGUUGCAAAUACCUCGCCAAGACUAGGCAAUUGAAACUCCUCGUGCAAUUGCUACAUUAUCGAAGCAACUUCAAGAUUAUCAAUGCCUCCUUGAGCAUCUUGGCCAAUCUCUGCAUAAAUUCCGACACGAGGAAGCAGGUGAGGGAUACAAAUAUAGUAACUUACACAUUGUGGAUUUUACAAAACAUAAGAAUCAGGGACAAUUUACAUUGCCGAGUAUAUCGACUUAUAGCAAAUCUUUCAGAAUGUCGAUGGUUCGCAAAGGCUUUUUGUACCGCAGGAGUCAUACAAGAGUUACACGAUAUUUUGCAUUUGAAGACUAAUCCACAAACUGAUAUGAUGGCAAUUAGAGCUGUGAGAAAUAUUUGGAGUAUGUAUGAUGAUAGUCGUAGCAAAAUUCUAAAUAGUGGUAUAAUGCGUGACAUAACAAGAAUUUUCAUCGAAGCUGGGAAAAAAUCUUGUGAAUUGAAGUAUUUAGACUUAGCGGAAACUUGUAUGAAGGCUCUGAAUGUCUUUAUACUCGGAUCUAAUUACGAAUGCAUUAAGCAAAUGCUAGAUGAUAAAGACAAAGAAGGUUAUCGAAUUCUUGUGACAUUUUACGAAGCACAAAAUAAAUUAGCCAUUAAGUGUUUGUACAAUCUAGCAAUGAUACCGGAAUGUCGACUAUCGCUUGGAGAUUGUAACGCUGUUGAAGUUACUGUUCGACUAGUGGAAACCUGCUCGGUUUACUUUAGAGAAAUUGUAGCCUGCCUUUGUUUAUUUUGUCGCGAAGCAGUAAAUCGUAUUAGAAUUCGUUAUUGCUCCGGACUUCAAGUUAUUUUAGAUAUUUUAAAGAAAAAAGAAAACGAAAAGCACCAUCCAAUAUUGUUACACGGUCUUACUCAGUUUGCCUACGAUGAUAUAGGUAUUACAAUAAUGUUACAAAAUGGUUUACUUGAUAUUUUGACAGAUAAAUUGAAGCAAAUGGCAAUCGAAGUACCCUCUGAAUUAGAUGAAAAAUCGACAUCUGUAAAAUGUUCGGAAGAUCAAUCCCCUUAUAGAAAAAUAGAUGUAAAAUACAAUAGAAUAAAUUUUGGAAGGUUUAGUCUGGACUAUAAACCAGAAGAUUGGAGCCCAAGCAGUGCCAGAAGUGGAUCAUUCACUCCACCGAGUACACCUCCAAUGAAAAUUUUCGACGACAUAGAUAACUCGGAUGAAAAUACAGAAGAAAAUUAUAGUCCUGUUUAUACUGACCUGGACUGGAUAGAAGAUGAUCCGAUGGAAGACAUUGAAUCAUUAAAGAGUGUGUAUUCAUCGGCAACGAUAGAACGGGAAGACGUUCAGUUUCCGAAAAACGAGGUUAAUAAGCACAUGAAUGCAUCGACACUCGCGUUGUUAAGAAGGCUGAUUUUUUUGAACCAUAUAAUUGAAGAACUUGCCGAUCCAGCAAUAAUUAGAUCUCUUUGUACGUACAUUAGAUCGACAAACAAUUCAACGGCCUCGCUAAUACUCGGUCAGAUCGUGGGAAAGCAGGUGUAUCUGGUACCAUUGGUGAAGCAGGGCUUCGUCUUCGAGGCGCACAACCUGAGCGGGUCAAAGUACAUACGCCAGCUGUGCGAUUGUGCAGUGACCGGCAGCGCCGUCGGCGAGUUUUCGUCCAUCCUGCUGCGUGGUCAGGAAGCCGACCGGCUCAUUACCGCCGUCUCCAUACCAUUUAUCAUCGUGUCCAAGGAGACUCUGCGCCGCCUCCUCAAGGACCACGGCGGCCUCGACCUUAUCUUCGACGUAUUGUCAGACGAUAAGCACAGCCUUCACAAUAAGGCCAUCUGGUCCAUCAACAUGCUAGCCAACUCCUUGAAUAUGCAACCCGAGACACCCGACAAAAGUCAGCCCACCGACUCUUCUCUGCUCUUCCACGAUACAACUCUGGGCUGCGCCGUCGACAAUCACUCGAAGCCAUCGACGAUCACGUUUGAGUUGGACGACGGCACGACGGUGGACGCCUGUCGUCGCCUCCUCUGUCAGCGAUCGGAUGUCUUUUCGGCCAUGCUCGAGGGUAACUUCUCCGAGUCGGGUAAGCGUCGCGUGAAGCUGAGGAACACGUCCAAGGAGGGCCUUAACACGCUGCUGCUCGCGGCUAACGGCUCGGAUUUCGAUGAUCGAGCGAUCGAGUCCUUGCUCGACGCCGUCUUGCUCGCCGACAGAUUCCUCAUGUCCGACAUCUCGGAGCUCCUUACCGAGAGCUCCAUAUCCAAACUCGAUCACGAGAACUUUUGCAGAGUUUGGUGCUGGGCCCGUGACAACGAGUGCCACGAGCUCAAGCUCUGCAGCAUCAAGAGUUUCUUGACGAAGAAAAUGUCGAGGGCCAAGAGGAUCAAAGCCUUCCGCGACUUCUUCACGAACGAUAACUUUAAAGAGUUCCUCGGCGAAGUCAAGGAGCUCAUAAGCGAUGCACUCACUCAGCGCUAAGGUCCCACGGCUCGAGCAUCUUGCAAUUAUUUGCGGUCGACUGCGUUCAUUC
This is a messenger RNA of Ceratosolen solmsi marchali, 3067 nucleotides long. RefSeq names its product BTB/POZ domain-containing protein Rnb (gene Rnb). NCBI's taxonomy places the organism in Eukaryota, Metazoa, Arthropoda, Insecta, Hymenoptera, Agaonidae. Gene Ontology annotation, cellular component: cytosol. The coding region runs from base 448 to 3015 and encodes 855 amino acids. The record is from RefSeq and is a predicted model, not a curated record. Gene Ontology annotation, molecular function: protein binding. The transcript has 7 exons. Gene Ontology annotation, biological process: anatomical structure morphogenesis.